CUUUUGUUUGUUUAUUAAAGAAAAAAUAAGACGGGAAUCUUGUCUUGGACUCCCUGGUUGUUGUCUUACCAGUUACCAAGAGAGGGAAUAGCAACGAGCACUGUCAAAAUUCUUAGAAGAGCGCAGAGCCGCAGGCAGACUCAGAGACAGCUCGAAAGAAUGAUUCACUGUACUUUAUUAUAAUAGUUAUAUAUAUUAGUGUGAAACGCCAGCUCCCUUCAAAGAAAUGGGGCUAUGAUGAGCUCUCACAAGAGUCGUAAUAUUCCAGCUUCCCUUCACUCUGGUCGGUUCUUUCUUCCUUUCCUGAACCCAAAUUGGUAGAAUCUCCAAUCCAAAUUCCUCUACUUAGAUCCCUCCACUUCGCCAAACACCACUGUUUCUCACUCUGUACCCUAAACUCUGCGUCUUUUCUUCUUCUGGUGGCUGAUUCUUCCUCCAAAGGCAUCUCCUUUCUUCAUUCGAGGUAUCGAUUCCGAUGGAUCUCGCAUAUGUCUCCAAUCUCCAUUUUUCUUCCUCUGUCUCACUAUUUUAAUCAUUUGGGUUGAGAAUCGUCGAAGAUGGAACUAGUUCUUGCAGCUUUGGUACUGGCUCGCUUGCUUUCUUGUGCCUUUUCAGAUACACAAGGGGAUGUCCUAUAUGAUUUGAAGAAUUCAAUAAAACCUCCAGCCUACCAAUUGACUGAUUGGAACCCAAAUCAAGUAAACCCAUGCACUUGGUCAAAUGUAAUUUGCGACAAUAACAACCAUGUCACUUCAGUGACUUUGUCCGGCAUGAACUGUUCAGGAACAUUGUCUCCAAGAAUAGGAGCUCUGAAGACUCUUACUACACUGACUCUGAAAGGAAAUGGAAUAACUGGUGAGAUACCAAAGGAGUUUGGGAAUAUGUCAAGUUUGACAAGCUUAGACUUGGAAAACAAUCGUCUAACUGGUGAAAUACCGCCUUCCCUUGGGGAUCUUAAGAAGCUCCAGUUCCUGACAUUGAGCCAGAACAAUCUCUCUGGACCAAUCCCUGAAUCACUUUCGGGUCUUCAAAACUUGAUAAAUAUUCUGCUCGACUCUAAUAAUCUGUCCGGUCCGAUUCCAGAUCGCUUGUUCAAAGUUCCUAAGUACAAUUUCACUAGAAACCACUUGAACUGCAGUCAGAAUCCUCCAAAUCGGUGUGAAUCUGAUAGUACUGACUCAGGAGAUUCACAUAAGCCAAAAGUUGGAAUUAUUGUUGGAAUUGUUGUUGGACUUUCAAGUAUUCUUCUUGCAGGAGGCCUCAUGUAUUUCAUCUGCAAGUAUAGACACAAAGGCUACAAACGUGAAGUCUUUGUCGAUGUGGCUGGUGAAGUAGACCGGAGAAUUGCAUUUGGUCAACUGAAAAGAUUUUCGUGGAGGGAAUUACAGCUGGCAACUGAUAACUUCAGUGACAAAAAUAUCCUUGGACAGGGAGGCUUUGGCAAAGUUUACAAAGGAGUGCUUCCUGAUGGCACGAAAAUUGCAGUUAAACGGUUAACUGAUUUUGAGAGUCCUGGAGGAGAUGCUGCAUUCCAACGUGAAGUCGAGAUGAUAAGUGUUGCUGUUCAUAGAAACCUACUAAGGCUAAUUGGGUUCUGCACGACCCCAACAGAACGUCUUUUGGUUUAUCCCUUCAUGCAGAAUUUGAGUGUGGCUUAUCGUCUAAGAGGUAAGCGUAAACCUGAGGAAACGGUACUAGAUUGGGAGACCAGGAAAAGGGUAGCCUUGGGCGCAGCAAGAGGUUUGGAGUACCUUCAUGAACAUUGCAACCCUAAGAUAAUCCAUCGUGACGUAAAGGCAGCUAACGUCCUCUUGGACGAAGAAUACGAAGCAGUUGUUGGCGAUUUCGGCCUUGCAAAGUUGGUAGAUGUGAGGAAAACUAAUGUCACGACUCAAGUUCGUGGGACAAUGGGCCACAUAGCUCCUGAAUACUUAUCCACAGGGAAGUCCUCCGAAAGGACAGAUGUUUUCGGCUAUGGCAUCAUGCUUCUGGAGAUAGUAACAGGACAACGUGCAAUUGAUUUCUCACGCUUGGAAGAAGAGGAUGAUGUCUUAUUGCUCGAUCACGUGAAAAAGCUGGAGAGGGAGAAGAGAUUGGACGCGAUCGUGGAUCGAAACUUGAGCAGGAGCUACAACAUGGUGGAAGUAGAAAUGAUGAUCCAGGUUGCACUGUUGUGUACGCAAGCCUCGCCUGAAGAUCGUCCCGCAAUGUCUGAGGUUGUGAGGAUGCUGGAAGGAGAAGGGCUAGCCGAGAGAUGGGAGGAAUGGCAGCAUGUGGAAGUGACUCGAAGGCAAGAGUACGAGCGUGUUCAGAGGAGAUUUGACUGGGGAGAAGAUUCGUUUUACAACCAAGACGCUAUCGAAUUGUCCGGUGGAAGAUAGCGAAAAGAGAACAAAAAAAUUGAUCUGUCGAGAGUUGCAUUUCAAAGAUGGGACAGUUUGUGAGGCUUUCAUGGUACUCCACAGAUGUGUUGUUGCCCUUGUUCUGUUCUGCUCUGCUCUGCUCUGCUCCUUACCUGUGCAUGCAAGUUUGUUUCAAACAUGUUCCAGCUCCUCCCUAUGUUGUUUCUAUAGUGAGGUUUGGGUGCAACUGAAUGAUACACCUUUUUUUUUUUAAGUAUCAGGAAUGAUGCCUCCAUUCCUUGGAUGUGGAGUAGCAAAUUGCUUGUUGCUAUUGGUGCAACUUUUUACAUAUAGCACUUAAAUUUCUUGUAAAGAGUCUGUAAGGAUUCUAGCAUAGCAGGUAUCCAUGCAGCAUUGUAAUCCCAAUGUCCAGUGUACCAUGAGCUCUUUGCUUGUUUUUCCUCUCUUUAAUGUAGAUAUAAUAAGUGUUUGUGAUAUUGUACCGUGCAACAAG
Molecule: messenger RNA, 2856 nt
Organism: Linum tenue
Lineage: Eukaryota; Viridiplantae; Streptophyta; Magnoliopsida; Malpighiales; Linaceae
Source: the annotation of a GenBank genome assembly